This is a messenger RNA of Parnassius mnemosyne (clouded apollo), 5203 nucleotides long. The record is from the annotation of a GenBank genome assembly. NCBI's taxonomy places the organism in Eukaryota, Metazoa, Arthropoda, Insecta, Lepidoptera, Papilionidae.
GAUGUCUCUAGGUGCUUCUGUACAGCGUGGUAAUCCUCGUAAUUUCUCGGUUUCGGCUUGUGCAAUUGAAUCUGGACGCCCAAAUUGUAGCUCCAGUUCUCGCAUAAUUUCAUCUGGCUUAGCAUGCCCGAUGAGUUCUGAGCUGACUGUUUCCAAGGCUCUUCCUUGUAGACUUCUUCGUAGUCUUGCAGUAUUUUCGAUAUCAUUGAAGUAGCCUCGGGUUGUCUCGUAAAUGGCACGGAACGAAAGCCAUUCGGUAUGUGCUCCGCUAAAGCUUGGCAGUGUCAUUAUAGCUUUCGACGCUGCGAAAGUAUGCGACGAUAGUGAUGCAUUCUCUGAUUUUGGUUUGUCAGCGAGUGCGGCUAUAGCGGAUGUGAGCUCCGAUAUAAAUGGUCGGAGCCCCCCGUCUUCAUUAAUGACAGGUGCCUGGUUGGGCUUCUUUGGCAUGGGAUUCUUGGUUACAUCUUCCGGAUAGGGAUCCUGGUAGGUGAGCUCUGAUACAAUUGGUAGGAGCUCCUUGUCUUCAUCAAUCUUGGAGUCCUGGCUAAUCUUCUGUGGCAUAGGAUUCUUGGGUACAUCUUCCGGAUAGGGAUCCUGGUAGGUGAGCUCUGAUACAAUUGGUAGGAGCCCCCUGUCUUCAUCAACCUUCGAAUCCUGGUUUGUGAGCUUCUUCUGCGGCUCACUGAGGUCGACAACCUCCGGGGGUAGCUUUGUGACGGUUUUAUUAAGUGGAGCCUCCCCUCCGGUGGUUGCGCCUUGAGUUGGCUUUUGCUUGGCUACAGAAUUUUCGAGCCAAGUUCGGACGUACUCACUUUUGGAGUCACCAUCUUAAUCAUAGUCGUCCGAUUCAUCUUCUUCUUCAGCCAUCUGUAAGGAAAUCUGUGCCUUCAAAACUUUUCUAUUGGGCCGAAUAGUCUUCUUUGACUUCGUACUUCUAUCGGUGUGGCCCCUCGGUGGCUCUUCGGCGCGGGAGUUUUCCCGGGCUGUUGGCGGUGAUGCACAGCGAAUGUCAUCAUUGCCUUCUAUUUGUUCCCUCUGCUUCAGUGUCCCGUUUGCAGUGAUCGGAACGGGCAGGAGUAACCCCCCUUCGCGGGGGCAAGAUGGCGCCUCAGCGCCUUCUGUUGUCGACGGUGAGCAUGGUGGCAUCUAGUGGCGGACGCCGUCGGUAUUGUCCGACGGGCCUCCUUCCAGACAGACGGUCCACGCGAUGGCUCCCCUUCCUUGCGAACGAGUGAUCGGCAUCUUGAUUCUGAAAAUUCAGCAGCUUUAAUACGGUAGUGAAUAUGUAUGCGGUUCCGAAAUACAAACGGAUGGAUCCGGCUCGAAGGACCAGCGAAUGUGCCGGACGGGCGUAACUCUCCGGAGUAAAUGUUGUCGAAGAUACUCCGCGAGUCGCUCACGUCCUUCACCUAUAGGUUCCGGAGGAUACUUUCACUGCCGUCUCUGUGGGUGCUGCUGGAAAACUGUGGACUGAGGUUCAAAAUUAAAAUGCACGAUUUAUAAAUUAAAAUAGCAAGGGAGUGGCCAGCGGUUCGACUGAGUGAUUAGUCGCAAAAUUUUAUAACUAUUAUUUAUUGACCACGGUUGUUGAACACGGUUGUUCAACUACGGUUGUUCACUAUUGGUUGGUCACUAUAUAUUUUAACAGAUUUAAUUAAAAUGCCAGGUAGUAUUAAAAUUUCUAUUGGUAUUAAAAUAUCUAUUGGUAGUAUCAAAAUAUCUAUUGGUAGUAUCAAAAUAUCUAUUGGUAGUAUCAAAAUAUCUAUUGGUAGUAGCUGAUUUUCUAACACUACUGACUAGCAGCUAUUAAUCAACUAAAACUAGUUGAUUUUAUCACUUGUGUAACUGCGAAUAUCAGUUACCACUUUUUCCGUCUAGCUAACACUUUUCACUAUAUGUAACUGCGAAUUUUCAGUUGCCACUUUUUUCGGCUAUGUGUAACUGCGAUUUUCAGUUUCCGACCUUUUUCGGCUAGCUAAACUUUUUCUAAUUCACUAUUACUGUUCACUAUGUUCUGCUACUAGUCACUUCAGCUACUACCGGAUACUACUGCUUGUCACUGGUAGUUCUUCCUACUACAACGUUACUGGGAUUCGCCCCCAUAAGGUAGACUUCGGCUAUACUGUAUAGUGAGCCGCUUGUCAUUUUCCGUUUUGUCUCUUUAUUUUAAAACAUUUUCACUAUGUAAUUAGCAUAAAUUGCAAUAUUUUGUAUAUAAGGUUAAAUCUUACACUAAUAUGCUAAACAUCAAUAAAUCGGCAUUUUGGUCCUUUAUCAGUAUAUGAUAAAGGUUAUUCAAUACAUUAAUAUUUAAAAAAGUUAUUAAACGAAAUGUCCCAAAUUUUCAUAACAAAUGGGUACAUUAAUUCUUUAAUUUUUCUAUAACUACCAAAUGCGUUUAAUUAUACAAAUUAUUUCUUUACUAUCGUAAUCUAUAUAUAAUAUGCUAACGAAAUGUCAUAUUUACAACUCUUUUAGAACACAAAAAUAUUCUCAUUAUUUUUAGUAAACUAUUGCGCAGUUAAUUAAAUUUCCAGAAAGUUCUACGAUAUGACGCGCUGUGAUUGGUCGAUUUUUUUUAAACGAUUAAAGUUGUUUAUAUCAACUAUUAUUAAAACGACAUUCUAUACAAAUAUAUUAAGAUUUGUAAACACACUGUAAAACUAUAUUAACAAACUAUUUGCUCGAUUUUCGUUGGUAAUUUCACUUUUUAUACAAAACAAUAUUCUUUCAUCACUUUGUUUCUUAAAGUCAUUAAGCCGUCGCGAACAGAUAUAAUAGCACCUUAUCUAGCCACUAUAUUUAAUACAAGAGUCGAAUCUGAUGUGUUUCCUGAUUUAAUGAAACAUAGUAAAGUCAUACCUUUAUUUAAAUCUGGUAGUACAUUAGACCCCGCCAAUUUUAGACCAAUUUCUCUACUACCAACAUUUAGUAAAAUUUUUGAAAAAAUAAUUUUAGAUCAGAUGUUAAGUUUCUUUAAUAUUAAUAAAUUGCUACAUAGAAAUCAAUUCGGUUUUACAAGGGGUCGCUCGACAACUGACGCAGGAGUUGAGCUUGUAGCGGGUGGAAGGAAAAGGGGAGAUCUCCCGCCGGGCAAGGUGUUCUGCCCGGGGAGCGGCCAACGCUCCGAUUGGUAGUUCGGAGCUAUUCUAUAUAUGCUGCUUUAAUUUCGGAACUUUGAUAGCGCGAUUUAGGCUUCGAUGUGUUUCGCUUUUGGCGCGACGACAGCGCCGCCACAUCACCCCCCUGCUCAGACUGGAGGUCGAUAGUGCAGUCCGAUUGCCGGUGCGUCCUUAAUGCCGGUGGGGAAUGCAUGCUGUGUGCGUAAGGGCAAGUGACGCCGGUGCGAAUGAUAUGCCGGUGUGUAAUGCAUGCCGUACUACGCACUUGCAAGUGAUGCCGGUGAGAACGAUGAGCCGGAGCAAGUGCCAGGGAUUGCCUUGUAGUCUGCGGUGAGUCGAGAAGAAGGCAAGUAAUCUGUGAGAGUGCCGUGAAGCAGAGGCGAGCAGUAUGGCUCAGAGCCGUGCCGAACACUGUAGCGCAGAGAGUAGCUUGAAGGAACAGGAAGCAUUAUUAUUCCAGUGCUGCGAUGAACCUUUUGUAAAGCUAGAUGGCUUGCAGAAUGUGAAGACUGCAGACAAUAUUUGAUCGGGAGCGAAUGAAUGGGGUACUUGAGGAAGAUGACGAAGGUUUUGGGGUUGUAGUUUCCGAAGGUUUUUGGUUGCGUGUUCAUAUCACGUCGGUUGGUCACCAAUGUAGCUGGUGGAAGGAAAAGGGGACAUCUCCCGCCGGGCUAGGUGUUCUGCCCGGGGAGCGGCCAACGCUCCGAUUGGUAGUUCGGAGCUAUUCUAUAUAUGCUGCUUUAAUUUCGGAACUUUGAUAGCGCGAUUUAGGCUUCGAUGUGUUUCGCUUGUGGCGCGACGACAGCGCCGCCACAAGCUUAUUAAACAUAUUUUUUGUACAUAGGAGAAUUCAGAGGAUGCUUUGGGUAUAUUUUGUGACCUUUCCAAGGCAUUCGACUGCGUUCACCAUGAGACAUUAAUCAGGAAGCUACAGUAUUAUGGUGUCAAGAACACAGCGCUUACACCCGUAUUCAAGAACCACCCUUAUUUAAGUGUACUGGCUCUCACUGCGAAGUGUCCGAUUUCUCACAGUGUUGGAUAUGUCCAUCGACUUGUUUCAUAGACAACACUUAAGUAUUUCUUUACUCAGUGAAUGCAUAGGGAAGGAUUCGGCGUUUUGAUUGGUCGGUUUCGGGGCUAGCUUCAAGUUAUUCAAUUUUCAAGCGUCAAAUGUCAAUUAGUACAUAACCUCAAUUAAUGUGUUGAUUUUUGCAAACUGGCUUGUGUUAGAUACGAUACGCUAUUUGAAGUAAAAUUUAGCUUAAAUACCAAGUAGAAUUUUUGUGAUAAUGGAAAUAAUAUCUCCGGCUAACAGUGCUAAAUGGUAACUCAAAUAUUUUUCCUCAGUAAUGUUUAUUUUGUGUGUUUUUUGAUAAUUCAUUCAACAUACAUUAUUUUAAUUUUUAGCUCAAAAAAAAUAGCUUUUUCCUCCGCCGAAAAAGAACUAAUCAUAAGUUUGGUAAGUGAACGUCCCAUUAUUGAAAACAAACAGACAAAUGCCCGAAACAUUGAGCUCAAGAGGGCGGCAUGGGACGAAAUUGAAAAUGCCUACAAUGCAGUACCUUUUGUGGUCAAGAGAACGGCAUUACAGCUAAAGAGAUGCUGGGAAAACAUAAAAAGUUGUCGUAAGAAGGAGCUGUCAAUGGAAGUCGGCAGUUUAUUACAGACUGGAGGUGGAGUUGGUGAAGCGGGCACUACAGAAAACGUCAUAGACAGUAUUUGCCCAUACAUAAAUCUGACUGUACCUGGAGUCAUUGACUCAAACACAGAAGAGAAAGUCCUAGUAAAGCUGAGUUCUGUGGAAAUACAUGCUCCAGAGAAAAUAGAUAAAGAAAACCAACAUGAUAAUGAGGUCAUAGAAAGUUUAAAAUUAAGCAAGAGGAAAAGAGGAUUAUUUCCUUUAAAAACAUUAACAGAUAACAAUGGUAAGCUCUCCAGUGAAGUCCAAGUGCGGGUAAAGCGGUGCAAGGAGAAUAUAGAGCAGGAUUCAGAAUUACAUAAAUUGAGAGUCCAGAGGGAAAAAAUAUUGAUAAAAAAAGAAGAAAUAUUAUUGGAAAAAGAGUCACAGCAAGCCACAUUUC